CUUAGUUACGGGCAUUUUAGUUUUGUGGGUACCCGGGUACCCACGUCGGCCUGUUACGUAGUAAAAAAACUCAGGAGCCCCUCCUCACUCCCACCCUUGCUAUAUCAACAAUAUUAUUAACCCAAAAGCUUGACUUAGUGAUGUUCUAAGAUGUCACAAAGUUUCAAUUUCCAGCUAUGGAUAAAACAUAGGAAUUUAAUUAAUUGAAACUUAAAAAGGUACCCGGGUACCGCGUCGGACACACAACGGAUAAUGAUUUCUUUUCCUGUAUAUAGUUAUCAUUUGAUGUAUAAUAAUAAAAUGUAAUAUAUGCAUUUAAAGCUUUUAAUGAAUAUAAACAACGCACACAUUCUCGUGAUUCAUGAUUGAGAAAGGCACAAUUGCACCGCUAGGUGGAUUAAAAUAGGUUUUUUUGUUUCAGUACAAUAUAUAACCCCUUUAGGAAAAUUCAGUUCUCCCACCACAAUAUAGAUAUUUUAUUAACAGAGCAUUAACAAUAAUUCGUUGGUAUGUCUAUUUUAUGGGCCAUUUUUUCGCUUUCCCAUUGAUUUGGUUUGAGAUUUCUAGCACUGAUGUUGUCCUAUGCUGAUUUGAGCGAUUCUCUGAGUCCUGCCACUAUCCCAUGUAGUAUGUGUUAUCAAAAACAUCGCGAAGCAUCAAGUUCUAAAUGCUCUCAAACGAUAUAAUAGCCGAAGAGUGAUAAGAGUUAUAAGAAAUGUCUCAUCACACUGUUAGGUGGAUUAAACACGUUUUCAUUUAUAAAAUUGUUUUCGAUUCUUGUAUAUUUAUAGUUUCGAUAAUGCAUUCGCUAUAUUUGUAUGCGUAAUUAAGGAAAGUUACAAUAAUGGCAAAAUAUAACUAGAAUGCUUGGUCUAUACAUGAAAUGUGAUUAUUUUGCCUAAAAUUUGAUUUUUCUUCACUGGUCCGGGUUUUUACCUCACACAAUCGAAAAGUUUUUACAAGCUAAUCUUAUGCUAUAAAGCUUUAAUUCCAGAUAUUAGUUCGGUCACAGUUUUCUGUUUUCUUUCUUCAGAUCUUCUUAAAUAAGUUUAAUCGGAUUCGAUCACCUACUACAAAUGAAAUGACCUGAAAACCAAGAAGGUUUGUUUCAAUAUGUAAUAUUCGAUGUUGAUUGGUUGUGAUUAAACCAUACUAUAGUCCUACGUCUACAACUCGUUCAACCCCAUAGGGCUGCUCCUUGUAGUUUUCAUGCAUCAAGGUCGUUUCUUCAAACAGAAAUUUUGGUUACCAAUGGGAUCUCCCUUAUCGCCAGUUGUAGCAAACAUAGUGUGGGAGAGGGUUGAGAGAAGUGCGCUGGAACAGUUGCAUCAAGAAGGCAUUGUACCAAUUUUCUUCAGGCGGUACGUUGACGACUGUUUAUCGAGUGUGCGAAGAGAACAAAUGGAGCGCAUGCUGGAGGUGUUUAACAGUUUCCACCCACGACUGCAGUUCACCAUAGAACUUGAGGAGGAUGGUCAAAUACGGUUUUUGGAUACAAUAGUGCGUAGGGAGGAGGACCAUCUUACCACGGAAUGGACUCCGAAGGAUUCAGAAGGCAGAUAUUUAGACUAUAAUUCCUCGAGUCCAUUUAACCAUAAGAAAAAUUCAGCGAUAGCAUUAGUUGAUAGGGCAUUGAAACUAAGUGAAGUAUAUUAUCGUUCAAAUGCACUAGAAGUUGUGAAACAAAUACUCACUAAUAAUAAUUACCCAGGUUCAUUCUGCAACAAGAUUAUUAAAGAACGAGCACACAAAUUGUACAAUACUCUUGAACCUAAAAACACUGAUGUGACAAUGAAAUUUGUUUCUGCACCUUAUAUACCGGGUCUGGGAGAAAAAAUAGCCCGGUAUUUAUCACAGCAUAACAUAAAACUAGCUUUUAAAACCAUUGACAAAAUUAAAGACACAGUACACAGUAAGCUUAAGGUCAGAAUAGAAAAAGACCGUCGAACUAAUGUUGUUUACGAAAUACCAUGCGGUGUCUGUACAGAUAAGAAAUACAUUGGACAAACAAGUCAAUUUUUAAAAAAGCGUUUGGAACAACAUAAGAAUGAUAUAAAAAAUAAAAGCGUAGGAAGUACGGGGCUAGCACACCAUACAAUCAAUGAAGGCCACCUUUUUGAUUUUAAAAAUGCUAAAAUAUUGGACGAGGUGCCUAGGACCGAUACCCGGUUGAUAGUGGAAAUGUUCCAAAUAAAAAUAAAAGGAGAGUCGAACACGUUCAAUCUACAACGGGAUUCUAUUAAGUUUAGGUCUGCAUACAACGGCUUAAUAGAGAAGCUGAAGAGCACCGUGCGUCCGAAGAAAGUACCAACGGAGAUUUAGUGUACAAGACAAGACAGCAGUUGAUAAUGUGAUUGUUCAUUGUGUAGACGUUGUUAGCAUGUAAGUGAUGUUGUUUAAAUAUGUGUUUAGUGUUAGAUUUUAACAAAUAUUAUAUUAUAGUAAGCCGCUGAGGAUGACUGAACAUGUUAGUAGGUCGAAACGCCCGGUAAAAUGCAGCUUGUUUUAAUUUUCACCGGAAAAAUAUCGAUGACCGUCCAUACCAAAAGAACAGCCAUUAGGCGAAAAGUGCUUGUCAACUUCGUCCGGUUCCGCUUUGAGUUCAGCGCAGCAGCCCAGGCCGGUACGCCAUAUUUCAUGAUUGAGGAUGAGACAUUCGCCAGGAGAGGUCUCGUGCUGCCU
Topomyia yanbarensis is the source of this 2682-nucleotide messenger RNA. RefSeq lists its product as uncharacterized. The record is from RefSeq and is a predicted model, not a curated record. The coding region runs from base 1210 to 2322 and encodes 370 amino acids. The transcript is spliced from 2 exons. Lineage: Eukaryota; Metazoa; Arthropoda; Insecta; Diptera; Culicidae.